GGCGGGGGCGGAGCAGGCGACGGAGCAGGACCCGGGGUCCGGGGCUCUAGAGUCUCUGGCGGGGAGUGGGGCCACGUUCCUCGCCCUGCAGCUUGCCCCGCCCUGCUAAUGUGCCGAGCCGGCCCGGGAGUCCCCUGACCCUUGGGGGCACCCGCUGAGCGAUGGGGACCUUCGCCUCCCGCCACGUGAGCUGUGAACCACGUCUCGCGCAACCUCUGGCUCUCCAAAAUUGUUUUUAAUAUUUAAACGAUAUUUGGCGUAGGAGAAUCGCAUAGAGUUAGCGAGAUCUCGGGUUUCAAUUUAGACUCGGGGUGCUGGGGGCGUGGCAUCCCUGGAGGACACUGGACAGCGGACGUCCAAUCGCUGCCUGCCGCGUGAACCGGCAGCGCUUAAACCCCGUCACCUGGCUGGCGGGGUGCUAGGCCCUGGGGUUCCUUUACCCCGGGAGCCCACGCCCCGAUGCUGGGGUGCCCCGGUGCCCCCGCGGGCGGCUGGAGGCCUAGGGCUGCCCCACACGACGGUUCCAGCAGGGAAUCCCUGGCCGUCCUGACCUUCCCGGUCCCUGGGGACUCGCCCUCCGAGGAGCCCGGUCCACGCGCUGCGCCUUUAAGGCCCCGCCGCUCGCGCCCCCGUCACGUGACCUGGCCGUCGCUAGGCAACAGGACGCGGCCUAGUCCCGCUUCCCGCCGGAGGCGCAAUGGCCGAGGAAAGCCCCAGAUCGUGCGGGGAGCCUGUGGAGCCCAAGGCCACGGCCCCGCCGGAGAGGACCAACGACUACUACCGAGUGAGCGCGGACCUGCCGGGCCGAUUCAACAACCCGGGGUGGUUCCGGGGCUACAGCACCCAGAAGGCUGUCUCAGUGUACAGGACCAGUAACCAGGCUUACGGGAGCAGAGCCCCCACCGUGCACGAGAUGCCCAAAGUGUUUUAUCCAAAUUCAAAUAAAUUUUCCCAACAACUUGCAGCGGGUGGAAUGUUCCGGAACAACACUUUCAAUGUUUACAUGGAGAAGAGCAUGGUGACUGGCCCCGAUAACUACAUCACUCCCUGUGACCGGCUCAACUUCCACCCCAGUUACAACAGCAGCAGGCCAUCCAUCUGCGAAUGAGGGGCUGGAAGCCCACUUUAGGGUCCUCUGACCCCAGGGGCCUCCGGAAAAUUAUUGUCCCCAUGCGCCCAAUUGUGACGGCACAGACCGCAUUGCCUUCCCUGAAAAUAUCAUUCUCUUGUCCAUGGAGUAGAAAAAUACGCAGAUGGGGCUGUGAAGUUCUGCUGUUUCACGUCUAAUAAGUACACAGGAAAGAUGCUCAUGGUUGACUUUGCAUUAAAAACGUUGUCACAUUCUGAGCUCCCAUCUCAUCUGACAUUUGUCAUGGCGGAGUGGGGCUGUGGGCAUCCCGGGGCCGAAUUCUGGCCUGAGCACCAGGAGUGCCCGCCGUUAACUCCACCCGGGUCUUUAUUUGGGAGCCAUUGUUACGCACAAGACCAGUGAGGAGCGCACCUCCUGUCCUGAGGCACCCAGCACCCUGGCUGAGAUCCGCACCAGCACCUCGGGGUUCCCACAAGGACACGCAAUGCCCACUGAAGUAUGGGCAAGGGCCAGGCACUGGGCAGGAUGAGGAGCAGACGCCUCGACAGCCAGGUCAAGGCUGAACAGGCAGGAGGGGUUACCGUCUGAGAUGACUCGGGGAACACAGGUUGCAGCUGAAACUCCUCCAGCCACAAGCAAGGGGCAGGGCAGGGGAGGAGACAAGAUUGGGGAACGCCCUUCAUUGUUGAAGGGGCUGAUGCAGACAUUGCUAAGAUGGGGUAACAGCUACAUCAAGUAGAUUUUUAUCUCUGUGUCAUCAUAAAUCCACAUUUACUAUGAGUUACAAGGUCUCCAAUAAAAACAUUUUGUGUAUGA
Molecule: messenger RNA, 1906 nt
Organism: Callithrix jacchus (white-tufted-ear marmoset)
Lineage: Eukaryota; Metazoa; Chordata; Mammalia; Primates; Cebidae
Gene: PIERCE1
Product: piercer of microtubule wall 1
Biological process (GO): axoneme assembly
Cellular component (GO): axonemal microtubule
Source: RefSeq, a predicted model, not a curated record